UUGUAUAUCGGGUAUUCCUUAAUUCUCUGGGCAAUCUUUUAUAUAAAAGUCGUACGCUAUGAGCUGCAUUAGUGACAUCCAAGCUAGAGGUGAUCGAUCGUCCCUUGCAUCUGUCAUGGUUAUCAAUUAAGCUUCACGCAAGCGAAGCUGCCGGAUCUUGAUCAAUCGAUCUUGAUAAUUACCUUUCGCAUCCCGUCGGCAUGAUAGACUCAGUACCUGAAUAAUAACAUUAUCGGGCUGUGGUAAGAUAAAUACUAACCCCUAAUCUUGUCAGAUUCGUUAUAUGGGUGGAGAUGACUCCAUGUCCCUCUCCCAAACUCUACGUCUCUAAUUUCAGUGGCUGAUACCGACCGAGGUGAGCACUGAGCGCUGGGGCACACUGACUCCCACUGAGGCUCAGGCUCAGGCUCAGUCUCGGGUGGCUUCUGUUAACGUUGACUUUUAUUUUUUUGCUUAAAAUCUUCCCCUUGACUUUGAACAAUCAGAACCAACCGUCUCGUCAUCCUUGGUUCGUCGCUGGCAUCAAAAUUUGUCGCUGCAUUUGGGAUUCUUUUGUUCUUUUCCUUUUGAAUUACUCGCUUCAAUAAGCGGGCCAUCUAUUUCGUCACUUGGGCCGUCAAUAUCGAUCCAUCUCAAAUUUCUCCCCCCGUUACCGAACGCAAACGCUGAACUUGUAGUGCACUGCGCUGGAAACCUCCUACGAACGAAGAUUGGAGAACAGAAACUCAUCAAUUGUUACCUUAUUCAUCUCACCACUCCCUAUUGUUAACUCACUUGGUUUACUCAUUGUUUCAUCCGGAUCAGAGCGACAAUUACUCGUCAUUCUUACUCGUACACAUUAAUUAUUCCUCCUCUUUCACGAUUAAUUCUCUCACCUUCAACUUUCGAUAUUUUCUCCUCCAAACUUUUUUCUCUUAUCGCAAUAACCAGCGCCCCUACUCCGUUAUUCACCUCAGUAACACUACUGUACCCCAGCCGCAAUUCCGUGCACACCCCCCCUCCGCCCGGUAGCUGCCGUUUCGCUCCUCCGCAUCAUCACACGAUUUCAGUUACACACCCUCCGCUUUUACAGUAUUGUUCCUUACAAACUUGUCGGCCCUGGCUCGGACUCAGGAUAUCCGGCGACAUCAUGAAUGCUGGCACGGGCAGGGCGGGCGUCAUAAGCGCCCCAGAUGAUGCUGCUCCGAUGGAUAAGUUGGCACAUGCUGUACUCGAUGAUGUGCUUUACAACGUUCUGAGCGACCUAUUGAUGAAGACGCACCGCGAAGAGAAGACAGCCAGAGCUACCACCGCUGCCAUUCGCAUCGAGAAGCUGGCAUCCGACGCGUCCGACAGCUCAACGCCAGACUCAAAACCGGACGUACGGAUUGAGACCGACGCCGCUAUAUACGAGGAUGGAAAAGUAUUGCUGAAGGGCAAUCCUCUCAAGACGACCGCCGAGAUUCUGUGCCCCCGAUGCCAUCUGCCCCGACUCCUAUACCCAACGGACGGAAAAGGCGCUCAAAAACCCGAUCCCGGUGUCAUCUACUGCAAGAAACAUCCUUAUAUUGAUAAGCCUGGGUGCGACAUCUAUGGCCAGAGUUGGGUCGCGCCAGGUCCUGGUCGGGGCAAGAAGAAGAAGGAUAUGGAAAAGAAUAAUACCGAUUCUCCCACCCCCGAACAGCGACCACCCAAUGUUCUUUCUUUCCCCUCAGCUACUUGCAGCAAAUGCAAGCGUUGCAUUCUCGUCACUCGACUGAAUAACCAUAUGGGCUCAUGCAUUGGGAACAGUGGUCGCAAUGCCAGUCGAGCUGCAGCGCAGAAGUUGAGCAAUGGCGGAUCUCAGAAUGACACAACGCCACCUUCAUCACAAAAGGCGACUCCUGCGCCAGGCUCCCGCGCCGCCAGCCCGAAGAAGCGCGAUGCCAGCGACGAAGAGGAAGAUUCUGAGAACAGUCACAAGAAGAAGAAGCUCAAGCCUACUUCCUCGGUCACCAAGAAGGUGAUUCUCAAGACGAAGCCGAACCUCAAAAAGGACAAACCUAAGGGUCUGUCGUCCUUAAGCCAGGAGCAGAAGGCCGACUACAGCAACAGUGAAUCCGUUGAGGUGGCACCCAAGAAGGUUGUGUCUAAGGGUAUCAGUCCUGUUAAGAAGCUUAAGAUGAACAAACCUCCGCUGGGGUCUCCCAAGCCCAAGCCUAGCCUCAUCCGCGAGGCAACUGGAGAGUCAGAAUCUUCAGACACUCUCUCAUCCCCUCCUCAGUAGACCUCGCUCGGGAACAGCAUCAUGAGCGAUGUGUCAUCGAUCUGAUGGCGUGUCAGGCUGUACUCUUAGUGUCAGCCUGGCCUACACGCAUCAGCAUGAAUGUCAUGGUUGGAUACGAUAGAAGCAGGUAGUACGUCACGCGACAAAGGACAUCAUUUGCUUAUCGCUUGCUUCUCAAGAACAUUUACUCUACUUGUAUUAUCAUCAAUACAUCAUUGCAUUGGAAUGGCGAGCUGGUUGGCUAAGGUUACCGGGACCGGAUAUUUACAGCAUCCAUGGAAAAGGGACCGGGGCGUUUUUGGCGUAAUGAGUACAACAAUGGAUAUUUGCAGAAAUAUGAUCUUGAACGCGACCUGUGACCGUGAUCGUGACUAGUAACUUUUAAUCCUGAACGCCAAUGCUAGAGAUGUCUAAUCCACUCCGCGAAUGCUUUCUAUCUAGACCUCCUCCUCCUCCUCUACAACGCGAGCCUUGACAAUCUUGAUGUCCUCGAUAGGCCUGUCCUCAGACCCAGUCUUGACCAUGCCCAUCCUCUUCACAGUACUCAUGCCGGAUUUGACCCUUCCAAAGAUAGUGUGUUUGCCAUCAAGCCAAGGCGUAGGCGCAAGCGUGAUAAAAAACUGCGAUCCGUUUGUGUUGGGGCCUGCGUUGGCCAUGCUCAAGAUACCAGCGCCUGUGUGCUUGAGACCCGGAUCGAUCUCGUCCUCGAACUUCUCGCCGUAGAUAGAGCUUCCGCCGCGACCCGUUCCUGUUGGGUCGCCGCCCUGGAUCAUGAAAUUGGGGAUGAUGCGGUGGAAGAUGGUGUUGUCGUAGUAGCCGCGACGGACAAGGGUGGUGAAGUUAUUGCAGGUCUUAGGGGCGUGGGUGGUGUAGAG
Molecule: messenger RNA, 3120 nt
Organism: Fusarium odoratissimum NRRL 54006
Lineage: Eukaryota; Fungi; Ascomycota; Sordariomycetes; Hypocreales; Nectriaceae
Exons: 2
Coding region: 1130-2245 (371 amino acids)
Source: RefSeq, a predicted model, not a curated record